AUGAAAAAUUUAUUUGUGUUUUCUUUAUUAUUUAUAUACACUAAUUGCAAUGAAGAAAAUCGUGAGCCGAAAUUUUUUUUCGGACCGAAACGGGAAACGGUCGUUUCGUACAGGCAAAUUUCUGAAUUUGUAACCGAAUUUAUACCCUCGUCGUGUUUCGUAAUUGAAGAAACUUUACAACCGUGCAGACACGUGAGAAAUCUCGAAAUAUAUCCAUCGGUACCAACCAGAAUUACAAAAACACAAAUUCCGCAAAUAAAUCGUGAUCAGGCACCUGAUAAUCGGAAACCGGUAACACAACCCAGCGAAACAUUUUCAAAAUUACCAACGCCCCCGUUGAAAACAACACCACCGAAAAUCAAAACUCAUCAUUCGCCAUAUUGGAAUUGGAAUUUAUUUAAUCCAUUUUACACACGAAAUGUAACAUAUACGGAAACGAAAACAAAAUAUGUUACAACUAAAGUCGAAGACCCUCAAACGGUCGUUUCUUUUCACAUAAAAGGAUGUCGUCCGAGCUUAUUGCCAUUUAAUUUACCAGAAUGUCCGAGACCGGAACAAACGGUAAAGGAACAAGAAAAAAGUAUUGUUAUUAUGGCACCUUUCCAAUAA
This is a messenger RNA of Pediculus humanus corporis (human body louse), 609 nucleotides long. RefSeq lists its product as uncharacterized. Bases 1 to 609 code for a protein of 202 amino acids. Lineage: Eukaryota; Metazoa; Arthropoda; Insecta; Psocodea; Pediculidae. The record is from RefSeq and is a predicted model, not a curated record. The transcript has 3 exons.